Messenger RNA from Aplosporella prunicola CBS 121167, 900 nucleotides. RefSeq lists its product as uncharacterized. The transcript has a single exon. Bases 1 to 729 code for a protein of 242 amino acids. Gene Ontology annotation, cellular component: membrane. Gene Ontology annotation, molecular function: oxidoreductase activity, acting on the CH-OH group of donors, NAD or NADP as acceptor. Lineage: Eukaryota; Fungi; Ascomycota; Dothideomycetes; Botryosphaeriales; Aplosporellaceae. The record is from RefSeq and is a predicted model, not a curated record.
AUGGCAAACAUCCCCCUCGAUAAGACCGUCGCCCUCGUCUCCGGCGCGAACCAGGGCAUUGGCCUUGCUGUGGCCACCAGGCUGGCAAAAGAAUAUGGAUACCAUGUCAUCAUCGGCUCACGUAAUCCGGAGGCGGGCGCCAAAGCCGCUGCCUCACUUGGGGGUUCAAGCGUGCAGCUUGACCUGAACUCGGAAGAAUCGGUCGUUGCGGCUGUCAAAAAGAUCGGCGAAACGUUUGGCCGCCUCGACGUUCUCGUCAACAACGCUGGCAUCCUCAUUGACGGCUUCAUCCCCGGCCAAAGCACCCGCGAGCUCUUCACUCAGACUUUCAGCACAAACGUUACCGGUACCGCCUGUCUGACUGAGGCUCUGCUGCCCCUCCUCCGCAACUCCAGCUUGCCCCGCGUUGUUUUCGUCUCGUCGCGCAUGGGCUCACUCGCAGAGGGCACCAAUAGAGAUAUGCCCUUCUUCAACUGGGACUUCAAGGCCUACGACUCUAGCAAGGCCGCUGUUAACAUGAUCGCCCUCAACUAUGCUAGGCUGCUCGAGGAUGUUUGCGGCCUUGUCAACGUUGCUUGUCCCGGCCUAGUCAGCACAAAAUUGAACAACCACAACCCAGACGGUGCUCCGCCCGAGAUCGGCGCGCAGCGCAUCGUCGAGCUGGCGACUUUGGGUAAAGGCGGUCCGACCGCGACAUUCUCUGACCGGGAAGGCCCGAUCCCUUGGUAAAGGAAGGCAAUUGUGUGCCGGUUGAGGGGUCGAUUUCCUUUUACUUACUGAGCGGCGAAGUAGGAGCUAGUCUGUAGGGAGCUUUCAACAAUUCAUUCUUUAGCAUGCUGCCAUUUCUAUAUCAUAGCUACGGUCACGUUAAGUAGAGAGCCCAAGUGAUCAGAUUCCGCG